Molecule: messenger RNA, 1015 nt
Organism: Cinara cedri
Lineage: Eukaryota; Metazoa; Arthropoda; Insecta; Hemiptera; Aphididae
Source: the annotation of a GenBank genome assembly
AUGAAUGGUGCAUAUAAUGGAUUACAAGCACAUAUGAAAAAUUCCAAUCCAUUAAUAGUGUAUACGCAUUGUUUGGCUUAUGUAUUAAAUUUAAUAAUGGAAGAUUCAACAAAAAAAAUUGUUGAACCUGAAAAUAUUUUUGGUUUGGUAGAACAAACAGCAGUUUUCUUAUCAGAUUCUUUUAAAAGAAUGGAAGUCAGUUACUGGAAAAAACCAUUCAGGACAUAAUAAAUUAUAUGGACUACAAAAAAUUUACACAACUAGAUGGUGGAGUAAAGAAAAGGCCUUGUAUUUUAUCAUACAUAAAUAAUUCACGACUAAAACUGACCUGUUGAAAGAAAGUAAAAUAAUGACAAUUUCAAUUCAUCUACCAAGUUUAUGGCAAGAACUCUAAUUGAAAAAUGGUCACUUUUUAGGACUAUACUUAUAUCAUUAGUUCUUCUUGAUAUAUAUUCUAUUACCACACCAGUAUCAGUUUAUUUACAAUCAAAAAAUUAAAAAACUUAGAAAUAAUGAACAUGUUUUAUAUUUAUAUAAAAGAUCUCAAGAAUAUACUAAAUAAAUUAAUAUUUUUUUUUAAAGAUAAACCAUUAAUAAAUAUUGAGGAAGAUUUUAUUAAAAAAAGAGUUUCACAGAAAAAGAUACCUCCUGGUCAGCAACAGCAACAGAUAAAUCAAGAAAUAUAACAUCAUUUAAUAAAUUCAAAUAUAUGGUAUUUUUCAUCAUUGAUAAUUUAGAAAUUAGUAUUUCUGAAAGAUUUAUACCAAAUGAACAAUUAAUGAAAGACUAUGGCUGGUUGGAUCCAAAAAAAUAUUGUGAUUUACAAGCUGUUAAUGAAAUUCCAGAUAAUGUAUUUAGUGAAAUAACAAAAUUAGCUAAUGUUGAAAGAAGCGCAGUACUCACAGAAUUAAAUCAAUUUGCAAAUUACUAUCAUAGCAUUAUUCUAGAACACCUAAUGAAUAUAUUAGGACAAGAUAAAGAAAAUGAAAUAAUAAAAAAUUCAGUAUCUGAAUAA